CAUCAUUUUCCUUUAGAAAACAUUGAUUUAGUUAUUCGGAAAGGUGUAUUUCCAUAUGAGUAUGUAGACUGCAACUCAAAACUUAAAGAUACCUCAUUACCACCUAGAAUUAAAUUUUAUAAUUCGUUAACAGAUGAUCAUAUUUCAAAAAAAGAUUACAUGCAUGCAUGCAAUGUUUGGGAGAAAUUUAAUAUAAAAACAUUAGGUGAAUAUAGUGAUUUAUAUUUAUUAACGGACAUAUUGAUUCUGGCUGAUGUAUUUGAAAAUUUUAGAGAUAUUUGUUUGAAAACUUUUAAUUUAGACGCCUCUUAUUAUUUGACAGCACCUGGUUUUGCGUUUGACGCAAUGUUAAGUUUUACUGGAGUUAAACUUGAGAGAUUAACAGAUUAUUUGAUGUUACUCAUGAUGGAGAAUGGAAUAAGAGGGGGGGUAUGCCAAUCUGUAAGACGCUAUGCCAGAGCUAAUCUACCAGAUGUUGAUGGGAUUAAUUAUAACAAAAAAAAACCACACAUUUAUUUGGCAUAUUUUGAUUGUGUAAAUUUAUACGGCAAAUCAAUGCUUGCAAGUUUACCAUACAAAAAUUUUGAAUGGUAUAAUGAUUUGAUAUUAGACGUUACUACUAUAGAUGACGAUGCACCUAUUGGUUAUAUACUGGAAGUGGAUGUGGAUUACCCCGAAAAAUUACAUGAUAUUCAUAGCGAUUUACCUUUUUUGCCACACAAUAGUUGUCCACCUAAUUCUAAGAUUAUUAAACUGCUGACAACUUUAAAUAAUAAAUCAAAUUAUGUCGUUCAUUAUAGAUUGUUAAAGCAGGCAAUUCACAACGGAUUAAAAGUUGUAAAAGUUCAUAAAAUAAUUAAGUUUGAUCAAUCAAAAUGGUUAGCCCCUUAUGUUGAUAAAUGCACUAGUAUGAGGGUCUUGGCAAAAAACAAGUUUGAAUAUGAAUUUUGGAAAUUACUCGUGAAUAGUGUCUAUGGGAAAUGUAUGGAGAAUCCGCGUAAAAGAUUGGAUAUAAAGUUGGUAUCAGAUGAUCGAAAAGCUCAUAGGCUAAUGAGAAAACCUAAUUUCAUAGAUAGAACUAUAUAUAGCAAUGAGUUAAUGUCUUUACAUUUUCAAAAAGAAAAGAUUAAAUUUGAUAAACCAAUCUACGUGGGAUUUUCUAUUUUAGAUAUAUCGAAAACCUAUAUUUAUAAUUUCCAUUAUGACGUAAUGAAAAAUAAAUACGGAAAAAAAAUAUCACUAUUAUACACUGAUACCGAUUCAUUAAUAUAUCGUAUUAAAACAAAUAAUUAUUUUAAUGAUUUAAAAUUUGAUUUAUUGAGUCAUUUUGAUACUUCUAAUUUUCCAAUUAGUCACUUUUGUUACAGUGAUAAACAUAAGAACACCCCAGGAUAUUUUAAAGACGAAUUGAAGAGUGAAAUUAUGACGCAAUUUGUAACGCUAAGACCCAAAUUAUAUGCUUAUACAAUAUUUUAUCAAAGUUCAGUAUACAAAAUUCCUCACAUUUGGAUGCACAAAAUGGUGAAUCUAGUCAAAUUAAUGCAUACUGUGAUAUUAACUCAAUACAGGCAACAAAACAUAAUGUUUAUUCCAAAACAACCAGAAAAAUAGUAUUGAGUGCAAAUGACGAUAAACGUGUCAUAUUAAAAGGUGGUAUUUGCACUUUACCAUACGGACAUUAUAAAUUAAACUAAUCAAAAAUAAUUAUGAAUAUGUUUUAUUACAAACGUAUUUUAUAAAUAGUAAAUCAUUUAACUAAUUAGCUAUUCGACAAAUCGUUAUCGAUGAUAAAAUUAAUUAAGGGAGCUAUAGUAACCUAAUCAUGAAGCAAAUUGUUUAAUUUUUAUAUUAUAAUAUAUUAAUGUACAAAAUAUAACAAUAAUCAUUGUUUUUCAAAUUUAAUAUUUCUAAAAGUGUUAUAAUAUUUAAUUCAUUGAACAUUUUAUAAAUUGUAAAAAUGGAAAAUGUAUGUUAUUUAAUUUGGUUACAAACUUUUUGUUAAAACUAUGUAUAUAUUUUAAUAUUCUAACAUUGAUCAUUAACUUUUAUGUAUGAUUCAUUUCUAUUUAUUUUUUAUUAUUAAAUAAUAAUAUACAUAAUUGUAUUGUGAUUGACUUUGGUCGAGAUUCAUUAUGUUAAAUUGUAAGUAAUAUGAUUUAUGAUACUGUAAUUAUUUAAUAAUAAAUUAAAAAAUUGUAAUAUGCCGGUUCUAUGAAGAUGAUGAAGCAAAAUGUAUAUAAUUUUACUUUUUAUUGAUCCUAUUAUAUUAAAUAUAGAAGUCUAUUUAUGUUUAUAUACUUUAGUUAUAUUGAUUUAUUUAAAAUAUGUUAUAAUUGGUAAAUAUUAUUAUACUUUUGUUAAUAUCGUUAUUCUAUAUUGUA
Metopolophium dirhodum (rose-grain aphid) is the source of this 2381-nucleotide messenger RNA. RefSeq lists its product as uncharacterized. Lineage: Eukaryota; Metazoa; Arthropoda; Insecta; Hemiptera; Aphididae. The transcript is spliced from 2 exons. The coding region runs from base 160 to 1611 and encodes 483 amino acids. The record is from RefSeq and is a predicted model, not a curated record.